AGUUGAGCUGAACGGAGUCCACACAGGCAGACUUGACCUUGACCAGAUAGUCUUCAAGAUGCCAAACUGGGGCGGAGGCGCAAAAUGUGGAGCCUGUGAAAAGACCGUCUACCAUGCAGAAGAAAUCCAGUGCAAUGGAAGGAGUUUCCACAAGACGUGUUUCCACUGCAUGGCCUGCAGGAAGGCUCUUGACAGCACGACAGUCGCGGCUCAUGAGUCGGAGAUCUACUGCAAGGUGUGCUAUGGGCGCAGAUAUGGCCCCAAAGGGAUCGGGUAUGGACAAGGCGCUGGCUGUCUCAGCACAGACACGGGCGAGCAUCUCGGCCUGCAGUUCCAACAGUCCCCAAAGCCGGCACGCUCAGUUACCACCAGCAACCCUUCCAAAUUCACUGCGAAGUUUGGAGAGUCCGAGAAGUGCCCUCGAUGUGGCAAGUCAGUCUAUGCUGCUGAGAAGGUUAUGGGAGGUGGCAAGCCUUGGCACAAGACCUGUUUCCGCUGUGCCAUCUGUGGGAAGAGUCUGGAGUCCACAAAUGUCACUGACAAAGAUGGGGAACUUUAUUGCAAAGUUUGCUAUGCCAAAAAUUUUGGCCCCACGGGUAUUGGGUUUGGAGGCCUUACACAACAAGUGGAAAAGAAAGAAUGAAGAGGUGCGCCGUUUCUCAGAUUUUUUGCGAGCCUAAAACACUUGCCAAGUAAUCCUGCACAGAUCGAUACCUUUCCCCAAAUAGCCUCUCCUUUGUAGUCGUACAUUAUGUGUUUCUCCUCAGAAGUGAUCAGGUCUUUACUGAAUGUUAGAAGAGGCCUUUGGAAGAAAAUUAUGUAAAGUUUAAUCUAUAACAAAUGCUUUAUUAUUUAUAAUGCUUGGAAUGGGAGAGGCAAUAAAUAAAUGUUUUAGUGCUAUCUUGUAUGGCUCUAGAUCUUUUCUUUGAGAUAGAAAUUUUCAAAAACAUAAAGCUAGUUCAAAAAACGAGUUGCAGAGCAUAUAAUAAAUUUGGAUGUCAACUGAGAAAGGAGUGAGAAGGAAGAAACAAUGCGCAAAGGAAAGCAGUCUUUCAGAAUCUGUCAGCCAAGUGUCUUUCUAGUUACUGCUAAUGGAGAAGAAAACAGGGGGUCUGGGAGAAAAUAGAGAACAUGAUAGCAAAAUCUAAAAGGAAAAUCAAAACUAAUAAAAUUGCUGAAGAGUUGAUCCCUUUGUCCUAUCGUGGGGCUUUGUAAUGUUACACAUCUCGUGAAAACUCAGAAAUGACAAUAAAGCGUGGCAUUUGCCUCUGUAUUAUAAAUGA
This is a messenger RNA of Homo sapiens (human), 1283 nucleotides long. It is a transcript of the gene CSRP3, whose product is annotated as cysteine and glycine rich protein 3. Gene Ontology annotation, biological process: detection of muscle stretch; cardiac myofibril assembly; establishment of protein localization to organelle. Gene Ontology annotation, molecular function: actinin binding; telethonin binding; structural constituent of muscle. The coding region runs from base 59 to 643 and encodes 194 amino acids. The record is from RefSeq and is marked reviewed. Gene Ontology annotation, cellular component: sarcomere; nucleus; Z disc. Lineage: Eukaryota; Metazoa; Chordata; Mammalia; Primates; Hominidae. The transcript has 6 exons.